Messenger RNA from Microdochium trichocladiopsis, 843 nucleotides. RefSeq lists its product as uncharacterized. The coding region runs from base 1 to 843 and encodes 280 amino acids. The record is from RefSeq and is a predicted model, not a curated record. Lineage: Eukaryota; Fungi; Ascomycota; Sordariomycetes; Xylariales; Microdochiaceae. The transcript has 2 exons.
AUGUAUUGGUCUCGCCUCACCAUACUCUUCCCCUUCGCCCUCCAUGCCCUGCAUGUGGCCGCUGUCGCCGUCAACACUUCUCUCGUAGCUGAUUCCGAUAUUCCUGCCGGCUUCGAGUUGUGUAUUCAGGCCGAAAACUGCGAGCUUUACAAGCUCGAGGACGGGACCUGGUCCUUCCGCUUCGUCGAAGGCAAAGAGCCCGGCACCGAGUGGUAUAACACCUACGCCAACACGACGGGGGACAUUGGUCCCGAAAGAGAGGCUCAACAACUCACCGACGUCAGAGUUGACAAACGCCAGCCUUGUUCCAGCACUAAUGGCCAGACUUGCACCCAUAUCUGGGUUCGUCCACACAUGGAGAACUACGGGAACAUUCUUCCGCGUACUGCCAUUGACAGCCUGUGGUCUAAGUGCUACGACUUCGGCUGCAACGUUGGCGAUUAUGGAAUCGGUGUCCGUAAUGGCCACAACGGUGAUCUGUUCUCGUUCGAUCAAACUCUCAAGAUCUCCCCUGGAGGUGUAUACGACCCCGCCUUCCGUCAUGCCCUCAUUUUCGCCAUGACAGAAAUCGCCGGUCAGUUCCAGGAGAGCUUCAAGGUCAGCGGCGGGGUCAGCCGUCACGGAACUACCUGGCACUUAACCCUUUGGCGCGCCCCUCAUCGGAUGCAUGUUGCCCGCUUCCAUAACGGCUACUUGCAGGGAGAAAUCCACGCGUUCGUCUACCUGGAAGGGAGUGACACCUGGGGAUGUGAUCGUAUCAUGGGCAUCCUCGGCUCGACUAUCGGCGCACUACAUCCUGUGGUCGGCGCUACUCUCGGUGCCUUGUCCGCCGCCUGCGGUUAA